This is a messenger RNA of Acanthisitta chloris (rifleman), 871 nucleotides long. RefSeq names its product sodium-dependent phosphate transport protein 2A-like. Gene Ontology annotation, molecular function: sodium:phosphate symporter activity. The record is from RefSeq and is a predicted model, not a curated record. Gene Ontology annotation, cellular component: brush border; apical plasma membrane; vesicle. Gene Ontology annotation, biological process: intracellular phosphate ion homeostasis; sodium-dependent phosphate transport. NCBI's taxonomy places the organism in Eukaryota, Metazoa, Chordata, Aves, Passeriformes, Acanthisittidae.
AUGAUGCCCUACCGGAGGGAGAGCCCAGUCCUGCCCCGCUGCCCAGUGCGGGGGGGAAGGGUGGUGCAUGGGCCCCAGUUUGCCUACUGCCCCAGCCCUCAAGAGCUCGGGUGCUGGGCCAGGGUCCAGUCCUUCUGUGUCUCCCUUCUCAAGGUGCCCCUGAUGUUUGGGUUCUUGUACCUCUUCGUGUGCUCCCUGGAUGUGCUCAGUUCUGCCUUCCAGCUGGCUGGAGGCAAGGUGGCUGGGGACAUCUUCAAGGACAAUGCCAUCCUCUCCAACCCUGUGGCUGGGCUGGGGGUGGUGACCGUGCUGGUGCAGAGCUCCUCCACCUCCACCUCCAUCAUUGUCAGCAUGGUCUCCUCAGGGUUGCUGGAAGUGCGCUCUGCCAUCCCCAUCAUCAUGGGCUCCAACAUUGGCACGUCCGUCACCAACACCAUUGUGGCCCUCAUGCAGGCUGGUGACCGCAGUGAGUUCAAACGUGCCUUUGCUGGUGCCACAGUGCAUGACUGCUUCAACUGGCUGUCAGUGCUGGUCCUGCUGCCACUGGAAGUGGUGACUGGGUACCUGCACCACGUCACCCGCCUGGUUGUGGCCACCUUCAACAUCCGCAGCGGGAAGGAUGCCCCAGACCUGCUGAAGAUCAUCACAGAGCCCUUCACCAAACUCAUCAUCCAGCUGGACAAGUCAGUGAUCACAGGCAUCGCAACAGGGGACGAGAGCCUGCGCAACCGGAGCCUCAUCCGUGUCUGGUGUGGCCCUGAAUCCCCACAGAUGGCCUCUAUGGGACAGGGACCCUCUCCAAACUGCACAGCUCAUGGCCACUGCAGCACCAAGGGCAUCGAGAUCCUCCACAAUGUCACCAGGCAGAAGU